Molecule: messenger RNA, 438 nt
Organism: Prunus armeniaca (apricot)
Lineage: Eukaryota; Viridiplantae; Streptophyta; Magnoliopsida; Rosales; Rosaceae
Source: the annotation of a GenBank genome assembly
AUGGAUAAGUCAUGGAUGCAUGCGGAUAGAAGAUCGAAGGCAUAUAAGUUAGUUGGAAUUAUAAGGGACCACUUAUAUUUUAAUGGAAUUGACCAAAGCUAUAAGAUUUGGACAUGGCACAGAGAACCUUGGGAAUGGACUACUAAUGCUAGUAGAAAUGUGGAAGAGGAUGAGCAAUGUGAGUUCAGUUUUGUUUCUAAAGAAGUAGGGAUGGAUGAUAAUGAUUUAGGCGACGUUGGAUUUGAUCCUUAUGAGUUUGCCAAUGUGAUUGGGGAUGGAGAUCAACCCUUGUACCCUAGUAGCAGUAAGUACACGAUGUUGUCGGCUUUGGUGAAAAUUAUUGAUACUUCAAGGAGAUUUGCUUCCAUAAGGAAAUACACUACCUUCCUCUAUGUACGAGGCCAAAAAGACAUUGUCUGCUUUAGGGAUGAGUUAUGA